CAUUAGGGUGGCAGCCAUAUUAUCGGUCCUGUACACGGGGAGUCUCGGUGUACGCCCAUUAGACCUACGGACCUUAUUACACGUGUACAAAUGGAAGAAACUAAGAUUAUUUAUCACAUAGAUGACGAGGAAACUCCAUAUUUAGUGAAAAUUCCUAAAGCACCUGAUAAAGUAACGUUAUCAGAUUUCAAGAAUGUUCUCAACAGACCAAGUUAUAAAUUUUUUUUUAAGUCUAUGGACGAUGAUUUUGGGGUAGUCAAAGAAGAAAUUAUAGACGAUGAUGCACCGCUUCCAUGUUUCAACGGCAGGGUAGUUUCUUGGAUUGUAUCGGCAGAUAGCAGCGUUGUGUCAGAUAAUGUGUCACAAUGUGCGGAGGUGGAGGGCGGCCGGCCGCCUCCAUAUCACCAUGGAGAUACAACAAGUCAGUUGGAGGAUUCAACAUGUACUGAAACAGAGAGCGUUAUCUCCACCCGGAGAGGUGAGCAUGAGCGGCACCACAGAAGUUCGCGACACCAUAAGUAUGAUAAAUACAAUGACCGACACUUUGUGGAUCAUGGCAGCCAUAUUGGAAAACCUGUUACCAGUAACGCGUCCAAGAUCACGGGGCCAUCCUUUUAUCCCCAUGCUCCCACAUCAAUGCGCAUCAAUGGUCAUGGAAGUCGUGUGCCUCGUCACCACGGUUACGAAUCCUCUUCCAUGAUUAGCUCUGAUCUAGAGUCUACUAGCUUUUUUGAUUCUGAUGAUGAUGCCUCCAGUCGUAUCACUGCCACAACUACAGGAAGCAGCAGCGUAUCAAGACUCCAUGCUCGCCAUCGUCGGAAAAAGCAGCGGCGUCACCGUCUCCAACCCGCCAUGUCUCGCACCUCCUCUAUAUCCUCAAUCACCGACUCCACUAUGUCUCUUAACAUCAUCACUGUCACUUUAAAUAUGGACACUGUAAACUUUCUAGGCAUUUCCAUUGUUGGCCAAUCAAGUAAAGGCGGCGAUGGGGGUAUUUAUGUGGGAUCUAUAAUGAAGGGUGGAGCAGUAGCGUUAGAUGGUCGUAUUGAGCCGGGAGAUAUGAUAUUACAAGUUAAUGAUAUCAACUUUGAAAAUAUGAGCAAUGACGAGGCUGUUAGAGUUUUACGAGAAGUAGUCCAAAAACCUGGGCCUAUCAAGCUUGUUGUUGCAAAAUGUUGGGAUCCCAAUCCAAAGGGAUACUUCACCAUACCUCGCACCGAGCCUGUCCGGCCCAUCGACCCCGGUGCGUGGGUUGCACACACUCAAGCAUGCCGAGGAAUUCCAGGAGAGUUUCCUGGUCGCCCGCCAUCAGUCAGCACCCUCACCUCCACCAGCUCCUCCAUCACCUCCAGCAUCCCUGAGUCAGAGAGACCAUAUGAAGAAAUGAAGCUAACGGUAAAUACGUCUAUGGACACCAUAGUGCGAACGAUGGCAGCUCCUGAUUCUGGUCUAGAGAUCAGAGACCGUAUGUGGCUCAAGAUUACCAUACCAAAUGCUUUCAUUGGUGCAGAUGUAGUAGAUUGGUUGCAUCAAAGAGUAGAUGGCUUUCAAGAUCGGAGGGAAGCCCGCAAAUAUGCAGCACAGAUGCUCAAGGCAGGCUAUAUUAGACACACCGUAAAUAAAAAGGACUUCUCUGAACAGUGCUACUAUGUCUUUGGUGAUCUCUGUGCCAGCUUAGCAGGUUUGAAGUUAGGAGAAGAGGAUACUUUGAGUGAAGCCGAUCGGGACACACUAGCACCAUUACCGCCUCCCUCUGGCACUUCCCCAUGGGGUGGCCCACAUAUGCCCUAUGCUGGUACCUACGUUCCCCCUGCCACGGGAUACACGCCUAUGCCAUUUAAUUAUACCAAUGAAUCCUAUGCAUUUAAUAGAGAUGGCAGUACUAAUAGUGGUUCUGGUAGUAGUGGUGGAACCCAAAAGAAAGUAGAACGAAAAUCUGCCUCUCCAGCCCAGAGUGGAAGCGACAGUGAAGCAAGUCAGCGUAGCGCGCGCCGGUUAGGGAGUGGUGGAGGUGGCUCUGGUAGUGGCAGUGUUGGUGGUGGUGGUGGAGGUGGUGGAGGAGGAGGUGGUGGUGGAGGCACUGGGGGAGGUUCCAGUGGUUCAGAGAGAUCAACUGCCACCACAUUGUCCCAACAACCACCACAACAGCCACUUCUGUCACAUCCCACUCUUCAGCACCCAACAGGUGUGCCUCCAUCGUACCCUUCACAUCCUCCAGCCCAUCUCUCUCAUACAAAAGGAUUACCUCCUCUUAUUCCAUCCCACCCUCCUCCUCAUACUAUCCAUCCACAUCCACCAGGCAUUCCUCCCCCUCAUACCACCCAUCCACAUACACCAGGCAUUCUUCUCCCUCCACAUAGCCACCCUCAUCCCCCUCCACCAGCCUAUUCCCUUCCUCCUCAGUCCAGCCAGCCACAUCCAGCUCCGCCUUCCCGUCCUGUGGAACAGAUGAGUCCUGACCUGGCUGCCAGUACCAACAGUUUCAACAUGGCCAUGGACAACCCCUGCAACUUUUUUGUUGAUUCUGUUUGAAACUUUGUUUGAGGAGGACAUUCAAGGUUACCAGUUUAGUGACCGCAGCUAGUCACAUUGAAGGUGGGCCCCAGACAACCACAGCCCGAGCUUAAAUCUCAGUGGAAACUGUGUCAAAUAUCGGUGAAGCCGCUUAAUGUUAUCAGCAUAAAUGAUGUUGCAAUAAACUGCUUCUUGUUGCUUCUAAGAUGGCCUCCCUAGAUUUUGGUUUUUAAUCCGUAUAAACCAAGGCAUUGUAAUGAAAUUUAAGUAGUGGUAAUGAUAAUAGUGGAAUAACUUAUGAGCUCCAAUAAUAUAUUUUUUUAAGUGUACCAGUAAUUACAUACAGUGCAGCACAAGUUAAUGUUACUCACGUUCACAGUUCAUCAUAUUCUCUAAUAAUUUAUUCAAGAUAAGAUUUCGUACCUGUCAUUAUUUCACGAGGUAUUUUCCCACAUUAUCAAAAGUGGUCGUAUGGGAGGAUACCAGGUCUUUGAACACAAAUCAGUUCAUGAAUACAUCAAAAUAGCUGCUAAAGUGGGUGAUAACAUUAUUCAGGUUUUGCUAUUGCUUAGAACAGCAGGUGGCCAAGAAAAAUGACAGUGACAUUUAGUAUGAGACACAUGUGUUUCAUCGCUUCAUCUUCAAAAGUCAUAACAAGUCAGGCAAGAAUUCUGUCUGUACCUCUAAGGGGAAAUUGAAGAUGUGAACCUAUGUAAGAUUGGUAGUGAAAAUUUAACAAUUUUGCUCUAUCUGGCUGUAUUCUCUCUAGUGGUCUUCAGUUUUAUGGAAAACACAAGAAUAUGAAAUACAGUGAGAGCUCUUGGUAUAUGCAUGUUUUUUUUUAGCAAUCUGGCUUUGAUGUCAAUGCAAGGAAUAUGUUGCAAAAAUAUUUUUUUUUUAUUUUUUUUUUUGCAUAGUCAAGUUGAAAAUCAAAGCUACAAGUGUUUGACAACAUACAAUAGUUAUUUCCUAUUGUUGUGAAAAAAAGAUGACUUUAAUGUUGAAGGUAAUCCAAUUUUAAAAGUGCAAAUUACUGAAAAAGGAUUUUCAUAACUUUAAAGUGACUUCCAAGUAUUGCAUUUCUACAGAUUCGUAUGCAAUAAUUUGACACAGAUGGCAAUUUUGGUUGUGGAGUUUCAAGAUACUGUAGCUGACUCUGCAACUGGUUUAUGCAACUUUGUAUUAGAAUUGUGUUUAUGACUUGUAGGCUACAGUAAGUAUAAAAAAAAAGUCAGUUCUUGAGCCUUGUACUGUACUUGAAGUCAUUAGUUGUCAUUGUUUUGUGAUAUAUUAAGACUCCAUUGGUGGGUUCACCAGGAAGUUCAUCUUUUGGGUCUGAAUCAAAUCAACUAAUGAAAAAUGGAAUAAGUAUUGCUUAUUAGCUCACCUUAUCUUUUCUGUCAAAAAAACAGGAAUGGUAAGGAUCCUAAAGAGUGUUAAGGGAACAGAAGACAGGAGCAGUGUGUAAAUUAUGGGCGGAAGGGCCGUGACUGCAUGUUUUAUGUUUGUCACGGCGUUCCAUAAAAUGCAGCUAUCAGAUUAUUAGGUAAGGUUUUAGUAUUUUUUUAAACUCAUUUUAAAUGGCGGAUAUAAGUUUGAGUUAUAAUCAAAUGUAUUGAGUAAUAUUAUUUAUGUGCAAAAACUUAUGUGUCUGUGAUGAGCAGGUGCAUUUCUUAAAGAUCAUUGAAUUUUUAUCAACUUUGUUGAAAGAGAUAAUAAAAUGUAUUUUAUUAAAAUGUCUCCAUUCAGAUCUUUUUAACUUUGCUUGGAAUUUUUCACAAUUCAUGUGAAUUUUGAAAAAUGUAUUUCCAAUACUACUGUGCCACAGUAACAGUAUUUAUUAAAUGGAGAAUCAUGGCAAAGAACUUCACACGUGCAGGAAUGAGAGAAUCAGUUAGAUUGAAUGAAUAGCUUUGAUAAAUUGGGAUUAAUAAGUGGUUUUGAUUACGUAAUGUUCAUAAAUAUUGUUUGUAAUUCAUCAGCUUUAUUUAUGCAUUUGUCAUAUAUUGAAUUCACAAAAUUUUAAAAGUUUUCCCUUGUUAUAAUGUGUGUGUGUAUAUAUA
Molecule: messenger RNA, 4577 nt
Organism: Homarus americanus (American lobster)
Lineage: Eukaryota; Metazoa; Arthropoda; Malacostraca; Decapoda; Nephropidae
Gene: dsh
Product: segment polarity protein dishevelled homolog DVL-3-like
Exons: 16
Coding region: 91-2532 (813 amino acids)
Biological process (GO): canonical Wnt signaling pathway; intracellular signal transduction
Cellular component (GO): cytosol
Molecular function (GO): frizzled binding
Source: RefSeq, a predicted model, not a curated record